AGGCAAGCCAGAGGCGCGCGCCAUUUGCAUGCACCCCCGUCCACUGUGAUCAACAUACACCCAUUGAAACAAGUCUCCUGCAGCAUCUCAAGGCCGCUGCCUGCGUCUCUACACACAAAUAUCGAGUUUCGCAACCUCUUGCCUCCUUCCCAGUCGCCAGGCCGUGGCAGAGAUCGACAGUGCCUCCAACUGACACGCGAACCCCUCCCUCGUUACUGUCCCCCGUUUUGUCCUACAAGUCACCAUCACCCAUCCCUGGGACAAUGCAGAUCGACCAAGGAACCCGACGAUAACCCUCAACCCAAGCGAUUGAUUCUACCUAUUCUUCCGUUUGAGCUUCUGAGAAAGGGGAUUCUGGACUCUCGUAGCUUUCGUGAGAAGGCCCCUGCGACAAUCCGACGACUAUCUAAACGUGUCCCACGUUGCACCCUGAAUACCGUCCAUCGACUAUGCUGCGGAUGGGUAGGUCAUUCCGCAGCAUAAACAAUCGCCUCAAUGCUGGCCAUUGACACCAUUCCUGUGCUGGGGUUCAGAGAUAUCAAUCUUUCGAAUAUCAUGGAUCCUGAACUGCCCCCAGCAACUAAUUCCCGGACCAUGCUCCGGCCAGAGGACGCCUCUCGAUUGGGACGACCUUUCCGCCAUGAUGAUUCCGACAGAGCUCGAGCUGCGAGCGAGAACACCAGGCUGAAUGUUGAAAGAGGAGGCAGCGCCCUGAAUGCGGAGGAUUCUUCUCCCCUGCCGGAGGAAAACACGGUGGCACAAAAUAAUAUCGGCCGCGAGCCAGCCCUUUUGUCUCUCGAAGAUACGACUGAGUUGUUCCGGAGAAAGGUGGCGGAUGCUAGACAAGACACCGAACAUGCGCUUGCUGGGAGCGAAGCCGUCAGCGACGCAGUCAAGCCGAAACUCACAUUAGAUCUGGGCCACUCCAACAUCGCAAGAUUACCUGAAAGUGUGGUGGACCUGAUCAAGGCCGAGGUCGAGAGGUUGUCUUUGUCCCACAAUCAGAUCUGGCACAUACCGCUUCGGUUCUCAGAAUGCUCACAUCUACGAUACCUCAAUAUUCGGUCCAAUGUGUUCCGGGAGAUCCCACGAGGGGUGUACAAGCUAGGUCAACUGGAAAUCUUGGAUAUCAGUCGAAACAAGGUCCGAAAGAUCUCGAGCGACAUCAAAAAUUUGCGGUCCCUCCGUGUCUUCUCGGUCGUGCACAAUCGGGUGGAAGAUUUGCCGGUGGAGCUGUGUGAAAUGACCAAAUUGCAGAUAUUGAAGAUCGCGGAGAAUCCACUGCGAUUCAAACUGAAGAAAAUUGUGGAGGCCAAGGAAUCCGAAGUCUCAUUCUCAGAAAUGACGGACCACGAAAGGGAGACGGCAAUCACCCUCGAGAUCAAGCGAUAUUUGAGGGAAGUACACCCUGUGAUCACCCCCAUUGAUGUGGAAGCGUCUCUCCAAGUCGACGAGAGUCCAAUGGAGAUGACACCAAAACCUCUCAAGCGAUCUCUGAGCAGCAGAUUCCCCGUCAUACCCAGCACCAACAAUUCUGAGUCCGGGUCAGAGGCCAAUAAAUCAUCGCCAAUCCAGACUCUCGCGAACCCGCCCCCUGUACCGACUCGCUCACACUAUCGAAUGGCCUCUAAUACGCAGCCGAUCGCGCUUCGGCGACCAGGUAUUGCCCCUUUGAUUAGCCAGAAUAAUGAGAGAAACCGGAGCAACAGCGAAAGCGUCUUGCAGGCUUCGGCCGCUGCUCGGCAGAAACGGAUGGGCAUGCUGCGAAAAGAAAAGCCUGAUUUGGACAGUAUCGACGAGCUCAAGGUGAACCGGAACAGCCAUCUCCGAGGAUUUAGCCACGGCUCGGUCUUGAAACGUAAUGGCGCGCUGUCUUCCCCUGGCGGGAAUAGCUCUUCGAGUCCCAGCAGCCCACGCGAUCCCAGACGGCACAGGCUCGCCUUUGUGAAACGGUUGUCUAGUCUUCCGGAACACAAGGUCGAGACCGAAUGGAACAACCCUGUCAUCGAAGGUGCCAAAGGGAUUUUAUACGCCCUGUAUCAGAUCCACCCCCAAAUCUCCGGCCUCAUCGCUGCGAUCAGAGGAAAGGACGUGCGGAGGAGCACGCUAGAAUUUACCUUUUUCAAUGCUUCCACUCAUGUCGACCGGCUCAAUUUAGCAUUGGAAGAAGCUGACGCUGUCGAUCUCGGAGACACAGAUGCGGUUGAGAAAGUCGAGGAUAGUGUUCGAAGGGAUUGUGCAACCUGCAUCAUGGCCUACACACACGUAACCGCACAGCUGCAAGAUAACGUCAAGAAAAUUGUCGCGGGGUCUGACGCCCGUUAUGUGCGGACACUCAUGCUCCUCCUCUACGGAAGUAUGAUGGAAGUCAGAAAUGCAAUUCAAAGUUUUGGGGCAGAUGUGAGAGUCGCACAGGGCCUCGGUCAUAGAAGACAGAUGUCCAGUGGAAACGCGCAUCCUAUCCAGACUAUCCCUGAGGAGUUCAGCACUCCAUUGCAGCCUGUCCGAGCAAUCACACCCACCCGAGACAGAAAUCUUGCUUCGAGGCAAGCUGGGAGAUUGCGCAGUGACACGGCCAUUCAGCAUCCAGUUGCUGAUAACAUCCCGACAUCUCAAUCGAACCCUGUACCACCUGCAGGAUCGGCUGCCCUCCCGACUCCGAUUCACUUGACCGGUACCACUUUGAAUGGUGGAACUCUCACGGGCACUUCGUCAACCUUCUCAAAUAGUGGCACUCUCACUUCUGCUUCCAGUUCUGGCUUCAGGUCACGGUCAGGGUCACGCACUGCCAAUACGAUGAAUGGCUUCACGUCCUCGUCGGUAGCCAGCACGCCUCGCUCGGGUGAAGCCUUUAGCCUCCCGCCCUCGACUUCCUUCGCUGCUCGAGUCAAUCCUGCCACAGGUCUCACUGAUGCUCAAGAGGAACUCGUCUUCGAGCAGAUUUUCCUCGCCUUGACGAGAGCCUACGACGCUGCGCUGCACACGAUUCCGAUCGCGAAGGCACAAUUCCUGCGAUGUCUCGAAGCGGCAGAAGAAAACCGACAGCCGAAGGCGGUGCACGAGCUAUGGUCGACCCUGGUCUAUCGCUGCAAAUUAUGUAUCGACAUCAGCGAGGCCCUCCAAAUCCGACUUGUCAAUAUGCGUUUACAAGAUCCAAGCAUCCAUAUCGUCGCAGCGGGCAGCGGUCGAAACGACCCCUCCUUGUGGCUUCUUUGCAAGAACUUUUUAAUGAGUUUCAUUGAGCUUCUGACAGAGAUGCGGAUUGCCAAGUCCCAAAGGUUGCUGUCACAGGAGAUCAUCACGAUGUUGAGACCCGUCCAGAAAGCGAGUCGUGAGGCAGGGAGAUUGAUAGAGACGAGUCCCUGGCGGUACUUGACUGAUAGUGCGGCGGCGGCGAUGCCACCCCCUAGCGUUUUCGGUGCGAACUCAAGCCAGCCUCCUAGCGCUGUCGUCAAUGGCAAUGGAUAUUCCAGUACCGUCCACGGAACAAUCCCCAACGGCAGCAAUGCCUCGCCUUACCCGCCAAACUCGGUCUCCGCUCAGAUCUCAAAUUAUCCCCUGCAAAGCCCAUUCCCUCCUCCCCUCAUUCCUGUCCCGCCAAUACCUGGCGUUUCUUUAGCAAGCACGCCAAACACAGCAACGAGACAAAUGGUCAACGGCAGCAUACCUUCAAUAUCCUCAAUGUCAACCAACGGUGCCGGACCUAUGUCUGCAGCAAUCAAUGGUAUAAGCCCCAUCUCUGUUCCACUUCCGGCAACUCCGCUCUCGGCAGCCCUCGGUCCAGCAGCCCAAGCAACGGUACCGAAUAAUUCAAAUGCCAAUUCAGGCUCCAAUCCUCUUGCAACACCGACGAGUUCGUCUGCAUUACCGACGCCUAUGGCGGCCGUGCCGAGCACCCCGGCGAGCGCGUAUGGAGAUUCUUUUUUCCGGGGCGAUGUAUUUCAGAGGGCGGACAGUCUCCUAAGUAUGCCACAGAUUGGUGGAGUGAACUUUUUGAACAGGCGGUAAGGUCGACUAGGAUAUCAGGGAUGUGGAAUUCAUGACGUCGGAUGCCGCAAUCGCUAAUGAGACGAUGGAAAAUAAAGAAGGGACCUCAGUUCGGGGAGAUUCGUUACGCAUAGAAAAAAGCUGGGAUGAGCUCCCCUUUUACGAGUAUCCAGCUGCAAGGGAUAGAGAGCCAACACGGCUACCUACGCUCCGUCAACUGCAGUCAGUCCUAGACGCGAGUAUUUUUUGCUUGCUCGAACACUCUGAGAACAUGGCGUGGCCUGUAUCAUCAAAUGAACACUGUAUAUACUCCUUGUUACUGCUGCGACUGCCACCACUACUCCCACCACCGGCCCCUCUCGGCCACUGGAUGCAUGCAUGGAUUGAUGGAUUGAUGGAUUGAUGGACUCACGGAUGGACGGAUGGAUGGAUAUGUAACCCAAAAGCGCUGAAAGAUCACCUACCCACUUUGUGUCUCUUUUGGAAACCGCAUGUGUGAUGGAUGGGAUAUGGCACACGCCCAGGACCAGGGUCAGGGCCCAGAAAAGGAAAGGCCCGCUAAGGAAAGGAAAAGAAGGCAUGGCGAUAGGGGACAAUAUACUAUGUACGGCCUGCAACAACAGAGCGCACUGCACUGCACAGGACACGACCUGGUUCUCGACUCGACUGGACUCGACUCGACUCGUCCUGUCCUAUUCUGGUCUCUGGACCUGAGGCUGUCUGGGAAGUUAUAAUCACCCAACCACGUAGGAAGGUAGGAAGGUAGGAAGGUAAGUAGGUAGGUAGGUCCUAGGUAGAUUGGUUAGUCGAUUGGUAAUAUCUCAACAGGCCGAGCUGACAGUAGCAAGCCACUACCCUAUCUAGGUAUGCAGGAGACACGG
Molecule: messenger RNA, 4868 nt
Organism: Cladophialophora immunda
Lineage: Eukaryota; Fungi; Ascomycota; Eurotiomycetes; Chaetothyriales; Herpotrichiellaceae
Exons: 1
Coding region: 496-4008 (1170 amino acids)
Molecular function (GO): protein binding
Source: RefSeq, a predicted model, not a curated record